CUUGUGCGUCAGCUGGUUUCCUUCACUCUCCACCUCGUGCCAGAAGAGGCCGUCUGCAAAGCCCGCUGUUUAAGUGUGGAUCUCUACACUCCUCUGGUUUCUCUCUCUCCUGCCCCAUGUCUUGGAUACAGUAAUGAAGGUCAUCCUGGGCAUGGCAUGCACUCAGUUCUUCCUAAGCACCAUCCUGUGGGUGAUACCGCUCACUGGGUCCAUGGUGGUGCCAACCAACGGCACCAACUCUCCAGUCCCGAAGGCCAUUGGGGAAGCGGCGGACGCCGAGCUUAGUGACCCACUCAGCAUUAGCAUUCCACAAGGCCGACGGAAACGCUACAUUUCCUCCAGAGACAUGAGCUCAUUGUUGGAUUAUCACAAUCGCGUCCGUUCGCAAGUCUUCCCUCCAGCUGCCAAUAUGGAAUAUAUGGUGUGGGAUGAGAGACUGGCCAAGUCAGCAGAAUCCUGGGCCUCUCAGUGCGUAUGGGAACACGGCCCACCUCUGGCCAUGAAGUUCAUGGGUCAAAACCUGGCCAUCAGCUCUGGGAGAUACAGGUCCAUACUUGAACUUGUGAGGUCUUGGCAUGAUGAGAAACAUUCCUUCUCCUACCCGAGCCGCUGCAGCGGCUCUGUGUGUUCCCACUACACCCAGAUGGUGUGGGCCAGCACCAACCGAGUGGGGUGUGCCAUGAACAGGUGCUCAAACAUGAAUGUGUUUGGUAGUGUGUGGCGAAAGGCUGUCCUCCUCGUCUGCAACUAUUCAAUUAAAGGUAACUGGGUCGGAGAAGCUCCUUACAGGACGGGGCGACCGUGUUCGGCUUGCCCACCGAGUUAUGGAGGCACCUGCAGCAAUAAUCUCUGUGGCUCUGCUUUAAAGUCCAACAAGAUUACUUGGUUUUAGCGGUACGAUGUCAGUCUGUGUAAUUUCAUUUGGAGACUGCUCUGUUAACACGUGAACGAAGCUUGACUUCCAAUGAAACUGAUAUGAAGAUGAACCUGAAGGUGGUAUAAAUGUCUAGUUUUAUAUCUUGGCUUUAUCCUGUAUGUCCCUAAGAAUUUGCGUUGCAGUACCACUAUUUAUUCAUGGGUGCUUUGUUUUAUUCGCAUUAUUAUUUAAUGACUGUUAUCUGGCGCCGCCUGCUGGAUGUGGUGAUUAUUUUCUUUGAUUUUUACUACGUUCAGUGAAAGUCCUGGCCUUAUCGUUUUCACAAACGUCUGAUAGAGCGGAAUAAUAAGGGCAUAUUCUGUGUGGUACAACCAAGUUUUCAGUGGAACAGACUACCGAGAAAAAUCACCCAUUGGACUAGCUUGCUAGAUACUAUUAUCAGAAAACAAAACAACUAAUACAUUUAAAUAAGAGGGAAUCAAGAGUUGAAAUCACUGUUGAGGGAAAAAUUUUGUUGUUUUUUUUUCGUGCAGUUCAUUAUAAGGUAAAUAUAUAAGCUUAGUUUAAAUUGUCAGACUGCUCAUACUCAUGCCUGAUAAUUUAUACUGUAGUAUUGCUAUAUUUUUUGUUCAAACGACAUAAUGAAUAUUAAUUUCUUUUCUUCAAAGUCUGUUCAAGAACAACAUUGCAAGUGUUGCUUCCUUUUUGAUAUAUUGCACUUUUCAGUAAAAACCUUUAGAUGUGUGUCUCUGAUGUUGCAAAUGCAGGCUCCUACGCCGAGGACAGACUGUGGGAUUUGUUAAGUCCUUCUGUCUUAUUUGACCUGCUCAGUAAGUAGCCUCUCAACUAAUAAAGACAUGAGAACAAAAGAUACUGUUCUUGCUGCCGGACCUGUCUACAUUUCUAAAUGGACAGGUGCAAUGAACUCUGACUGUUUUAACCUCUCAAGGAUGUUUCCUCACCAUCUUCAUCUUGAUUCAUGUUUACUUAAUUGGUUUCAUUGGAUAUUUUUCCAUGACCCUGGUUGAGUAAAGAAAGUGACAUCGAAUAAAAUACCAGCUGUGAAGUUUUCCAGAGGUGACCUAGUUGCGGAGAGUGAAACACGCACGGUUGAGUGUUGUUCAGAGUAGCGGUAUUGGAUGGUCAUCGCACACUGAAGGUGUGGUCUCCUCCCAAGGUUCAAGCUCCUCUCGCUCUCAUUUUGCAUGUGCAGUGUCAAUGGGGGUGGGGCUCAGCAGGUACAUUUAUGACUGAUUGUAUUGAUCGUUGUCCAUUGUGGAUGAAAGAAGAAGCUCAAUAAAAAUCAGGAGAAAAUAGAAGAAGAAAAACAGGUAGGGAAGUACUCAGUUAUCUGAUAAAUGCGUACAGACUGAUUUCUUUGAUUCGUGUUCAGGUCGGGUUAUGCAUGCUAGCGAGGUGGAGAAAUCAUUAAUAAAUAUCAUACUAAAUAUCAGUUUUCACAACGAGCAGUUGGAAUAUAAGCAGAAGGUGACAUAUGAUGAACAAAUGUGAUUAUAAGCAGUACCUGUUUUUUUUUUUUUUUAAAUAAUGAUUGUGGAUACUUUUUGCAUGUGAUAUUUUCAUUCUAAUUUUUACUACCUUUUAUCACUAGACACUCAUACUUGCGUUUCUUCAGGCAUAUUCAGAAAUCAUACAAGGUUUGUUAAAACAUUUUACACAGUGUAGAAUUAAAAUCUUUACCAAUUCUCCAAAUCUGUAAGAUCAGGUUCUUCCAAAGAAAAUGUUUACUUUCUAAGAAGGCGGGUGAACUGGUCCACUGUC
This is a messenger RNA of Brienomyrus brachyistius, 2659 nucleotides long. It is a transcript of the gene r3hdml, whose product is annotated as R3H domain containing-like. The transcript has 6 exons. NCBI's taxonomy places the organism in Eukaryota, Metazoa, Chordata, Actinopteri, Osteoglossiformes, Mormyridae. The coding region runs from base 134 to 892 and encodes 252 amino acids. The record is from RefSeq and is a predicted model, not a curated record.